Phaeoacremonium minimum UCRPA7 is the source of this 1347-nucleotide messenger RNA. Its product is annotated as putative nuclear polyadenylated rna-binding protein. Bases 1 to 1347 code for a protein of 448 amino acids. The transcript is spliced from 4 exons. The record is from RefSeq and is a predicted model, not a curated record. NCBI's taxonomy places the organism in Eukaryota, Fungi, Ascomycota, Sordariomycetes, Togniniales, Togniniaceae. Gene Ontology annotation, molecular function: RNA binding.
AUGAGGCUCAAGAAGAUGUUCAUUGGCGGUUUGAACUGGGAGACUACGGAUCAAUCUUUACGGGAUUACUUUUCACAGUUUGGUGAAGUCACCGAGUGUACUGUGAUGAGAGAUGGAGCAACGGGUCGAUCCCGAGGAUUUGGAUUUUUGACCUUCAAAGAUCCCAAGACCGUGAACAUUGUUAUGGUCAAAGAGCACUAUCUUGACGGCAAGAUUAUCGAUCCCAAACGGGCCAUUCCUCGAGACGAACAGGAGAAGACUUCGAAGAUCUUUGUAGGUGGUGUCAGCCAGGACACUACUGAUGCGGAGUUUAAGGACUACUUUGCGCAGUUUGGUCGGGUUGUCGACGCUACUCUCAUGAUGGACAAGGACACAGGUCGUCCACGUGGCUUUGGUUUCGUCACGUUCGAGUCCGAGGCCGGUGUUGAGGCGACUCUAUCUACGAGUCUGGAGAUCCACGGCAAGCCGAUUGAGGUCAAGAAAGCCCAGCCACGCGGCAAUAUGCGUGAGGAGGAGGAAGCCAACCGCCGUGGUGGCAAGUUCGGCCGCAAGCCUGGCAUGGGAGGUAGUGGUGGAUCUCAGGGCGACAUGGAUGAAGCAUCGGGAGGUCAACAGGGCGCCGCUGGUGGUAUGACACCUCAGGUCAUGGCCCAGUACUGGCAGCGGAUGCAACAGUACUUUGCAAUGAUGCAACAGCAGAUGGCCAUGAACCGUGGCAUGGGAGGGAUGGGCGGCAUGAACAUGAAUCCCGCCAUGAUGCAGAUGAUGCAAAUGCAACAGAUGCAGCAAAUGAUGGCAGCUCAGGGUCGCGGUGGAGGCCAAGGCGGUAAUAAUCCGAUGGCAGCCAUGGGCAACAUGAACCCCCAGAUGAUGCAGCAGAUGAUGCAACAAAUGCAGGGUGCCCAAGGCGGACAAGACGACCAGUCCGGCGGCCAAGCAGGGGGCGCCGGUAAGCCCGGAUACAAUGCAUUUGAGCAACAAAUGUUCGAGCAGCAAAAGUAUGACCCGAGCCAAGGCCCAAGAGGACCACGAGGCCCACGGCAAGAUGCGCAGCAGCAGUACGGCCAGGGAGGUUACGGCAUGGCCGGCGGUGCUGGCGCUCCUACAUCUUGGGAGGGCAUGUAUGAUGAUGUCCCGCAGCCAAACUUCAACCAGGGAGGUGGUCGUGGUGGCUUCAACCGUAACCGGGGAGGCGCCCACCAACAGCAAGGUUCCAUGGAUCCUCAGCAUGCACCGCCUGCAAACGCACCGACCGGACCGAAGAACGCCGGACGGCCAGGCGCGAACUACCGCGGCGGUGGCCGAGGCGGAGGCAACCGGGGAUUCCAUCCUUACGGACGAGGCUAG